GGCAUCAUGCAUAAUGUCGCGCAACAUGCGAGCUCCACAAGGGCGUAGAAGCUGCAUGCGCCACCUGGGCUGCUCUAUCUUGAAGUAAAGCUAUAAUCGCGACUAAAGCGUGUGGGAAAUGACAAGUCAGGGGGUUUCCAAGAACAGCCGCGUCGCCGCAGUGUCCCCAGAACUCCUACCGGUUAAGUUGGAUACUCUAGGUCAUGGACCGAAUGUAGCAUCAAUUUCUUCGGACAGUGUGCGACCUUGUGUGCAGGCGUUCCUUGCGAUGCAACCUUCUUCGGGACUCGCCUCGCCCUGCAUCUGCUCUCCAACAGUCGUCUUUCUGGGCGUCGUAGGAAGCAGAGUUCUGACAGCUUCCCGCGUGGUUUACAUGGCCUUGUGUAUCCCUGGUCGGUCCGCAACAUCGCACCAACCGCCGAAAGAAGGCGCAAACCUCACAGCGCUCACCUCACCUUGAACCCUUGCCUGAUCUCACCUACUACCUAAACAAGUGCGCUUGUGUAGCGCCUGUGAGUCAGCGGCCUCAAGACGACUGUCGGGCCUGCCCAUCGAAGCUUGCAGGUGGCCUGGGCCGCCUCGCCACCAACAGAUGUUCUGAAACCUCAUACUCUUAAGAAUAUCUGUCGAAUACUUUGUUUCUAGCCAAGUAGCACAUGUGACACCCACUCCACUGAAAGCGCGGCAGGCUUUUCGGCUGCUCCAGAUACUUUUCCGACCCUCCCAGCCCUCUUUGAUUGUGUCCUUUUUCAUGUAUGCUAAUGCUAAGGAAGCCAUGAAUUUUAGACGCCCGCGCGUAUGGCCACCCGAUCACCCGACAUCAGUGUCCCUUACGCGCGGCCUCCGGGCUGAGGGCGAUAAGCCGGCCGUGAAAAGCCGGCGCGCGCACGACGAGGCGGAUGCGGACGACGCAGUCGCUGUCGGGGAUCGUGAUGGCGGGUCAGAGGGCAGCGCAGGGCCCUUCGCUGGAGCCUUCACCUGCUGCUGGCAAGACCAUGAGGCAGACCAGCAGCAGCAGCAGCAGCAGCAGCAGCAGCAGCAGCAGCAGCAGCAGGGGGUGCGCAGGCGCCGCGUGAUGACAGCAGCGCGGGACCUGCCGGCCGUCGUGCACUGUCUUCUGGACGGCGGCGGCAGUGGCGAGCCUGUACCCCAGUCCAACGCCGCCGUGCCAUGCCGGAUGGUGGCACCCGUCGCCACUGCCGCUGCCGGCGGCGCGCUGGCGCCCAAGCUCGUGCCCUUCAUGCCUCCGCCGCCGCCCAUUGCGCCAGUGCACCAGCACCACCAGCACCGCCAGCACCAGGACCAGCGCCAGCAGGCGGGGCCGCGGUACGUGGCGCGGCCGGCGGUGCAACCGAUGAUGGGGCCGCCUGUGGUUCAGACUACCGCUGGCGCCGCGGCCGUGGCGGCGCCGCGGCUGCUCGUGGGGGCUCUGAUCAAGCUCCUGAUGGCGCCUCAGCUGCUUCAGCAGCAACACAACAUCCAGCUGUGGGAGCGCGUCAAAAAGGUGGGCAUGGCCCCGGGCGCCCGCGCCUCCUUCGCACUGUCAGCGCACGCGCACCCCAAGGCGGGGCCGCGCGCCUUUGUGUUCGGUGGCGUGUCGGACAAUGAGGCCAAGGGCGGCGAGGACUUGUCGUCCGAGUUUCACAUCGACCUGUACACAAUUAACUUUGGGCGCCGCCGCUGGUUCGCCGCUGAGCUGCGGCCGCCUGCGGACGCCAAGGGCAAGAAGGCUGGAAUAGCGGAUGCGGAGGCGGGGAAAGACGCGGCCGCAGCUGCUGCUGCCGACGGCGCAGCCGCCUCUACCUCCGCCGCCUCAGCGCCCGCCAAGUCUGCUCCGGCGCCUCCGGGCGUGUCCCAAGAGCAGGCGGGCAAGCUGGGGGCCAUGACCUCAGGCAAGAACAGCGCCCUGUACCGUGCGGCGGUCAAGAUCCAGGCCAGGUGGGGGCUGGCGCGUAGGUGGGAGCCAGCCAAGCUACCGCGGCUACACAUUGCCACCCGCAUUGGCGGUGUGGUGUUUGAGCUGCUGUACAGCCCCGCCACCUUCGGCCUGGACCUGUCCAGCCUCAACAUGCCCAAGCCCAGGGCGCGCAUCGGGGCACUGAUGGCGGUGGUGGCCAAUGCGCUGUGGCUGCUGGGCGGCACCGUGGAGAUCGGCUCCAAGGAGGUCACGCUGGACAACAUGUGGUGCCUGGACGCAUUGGAGCUGGACGGCUGGCAGCUGAUCCGUGAGAACACGGUGGGCGAGGAGCCGCUGCAGAAGGCGGCGGAGGACAGCGAGUCGGAGUGGGAGGAGGUCAGCGGGGACGAGGACGGCAGCGAUGACAGCGACGACAGCGCGGAGGAGCGCGAGAGGGCCAAGAAGAAGUCGGGGCCGAGACAAGGGGUGUCAGCUUUGUACAGCUGGAAAAUGGGCUGAGCCCCCGUACGCUUGGGAGCUAAUAGGCGUGUAACGCCCCGUUAGA
Chlamydomonas reinhardtii is the source of this 2462-nucleotide messenger RNA. RefSeq lists its product as uncharacterized. The record is from RefSeq and is a predicted model, not a curated record. Gene Ontology annotation, molecular function: protein binding. The transcript has 12 exons. The coding region runs from base 752 to 2416 and encodes 554 amino acids. NCBI's taxonomy places the organism in Eukaryota, Viridiplantae, Chlorophyta, Chlorophyceae, Chlamydomonadales, Chlamydomonadaceae.